GCAUUGACCUGUGGCCUGGACCCACCCUCCACCCCAUGCCCAAUGUAGCGGGGGCGGGAGGAGGGCGGGGCUGCUACAAGAUCUAGUCAGACAGGUGGAGCCGCCAGGGCAGGAGUCUCAAAGAGCCAGGCUCCUGGAGUAGAAGAGAGAGAGGCAGAACUUGCCUGUGAGAAGAGGAGAGGAGAAAGGCUGGAGGUGAGAGCCCUGGAGGAAGGCAGGAGGCUGGAGAGUCCUUAGCCAGGAUGGAGGCUGUUGUGAACUUGUACCAGGAGCUGAUGAAGCACGCAGAUCCCCGGAUCCAAAGCUACCCUCUGAUGGGGUCCCCCCUGCUAAUCACAUCCAUCCUUCUGACCUAUGUAUACUUCGUCCUAUCACUUGGGCCUCGAAUCAUGGCUAAUCGGAAGCCCUUCCAACUGCGAGGCUUCAUGAUUGUCUACAAUUUCUCACUGGUGGCACUGUCCCUCUACAUUGUCUAUGAGUUUCUGAUGUCUGGUUGGCUGAGUACCUACACCUGGCGCUGUGACCCCGUUGACUUUUCCAAUAGCCCUGAAGCACUUCGGAUGGUGCGAGUGGCCUGGCUCUUCAUGCUUUCCAAGGUCAUUGAGCUGAUGGACACAGUGAUAUUUAUCCUCCGGAAGAAGGAUGGGCAAGUGACCUUCCUCCAUGUCUUCCAUCACUCGGUGCUUCCCUGGAGUUGGUGGUGGGGGAUAAAGAUUGCUCCAGGAGGAAUGGGCUCUUUCCAUGCCAUGGUAAAUUCCUCUGUACAUGUCGUCAUGUACCUCUACUAUGGACUGUCUGCCCUCGGCCCUGUGGCUCAGCCCUACCUUUGGUGGAAAAAACACAUGACAGCCAUUCAGCUGAUCCAGUUUGUCCUGGUCUCACUGCACAUCAGCCAGUACUACUUCAUGCCCAGCUGCAGCUACCAGUACCCUCUCAUCAUCCACCUCAUCUGGAUGUACGGCACCAUCUUCUUCAUCCUGUUCUCCAAUUUCUGGUAUCACUCUUACACCAAGGGGAAGCGGCUGCCCCGUGCAGUUCAGCAAAAUGGAGCUCCAGCUACCACCAAGGUCAAGGCCAACUGAGAAGCAUGGCCUAGACAGUGCCCACCUAAGUGCCUCAGGACUGCACCUUGGGCAGCAUCCACAAGUGUCCUCUCUGCCUACACCCAUGACCAGGGCUCCUGUGGUCAGGACUGAGUAGGCGGACUGGCUCUCCCCUCCCCAGAGCUGGUCUGCAGGGACCGCUGUUCCCAUUCCUUCUCCCAGCCAGCCUCACUGCUGUCUGCCACAAGAACUAGAGGCUGAAAGGGCUGGACACGUACUUCCCACUCCCUGCCUUAAACUCGGGAGAGGAACACUCAGGGCUGGCCCGCACAGGGCUUGUGGCCUUUCUCCUCACACUGAAGAGGUCAGCAAUAAUCUGUCACUGCGGACUCAGGCUCCCUUUUCACUCCACACUGAAGCAUGAGCUUCUGGGCCAAAGGUCAGGACGGGCAGGCAGCAGGCCUGGCAAUGCAGGCUGUGCACUCACUUGUGUCUUAAUUAAAGUGACAGGAAACCACUGA
Molecule: messenger RNA, 1564 nt
Organism: Apodemus sylvaticus (European woodmouse)
Lineage: Eukaryota; Metazoa; Chordata; Mammalia; Rodentia; Muridae
Gene: Elovl1
Product: ELOVL fatty acid elongase 1
Exons: 8
Coding region: 243-1082 (279 amino acids)
Biological process (GO): sphingolipid biosynthetic process; fatty acid elongation, saturated fatty acid; very long-chain fatty acid biosynthetic process
Cellular component (GO): endoplasmic reticulum; endoplasmic reticulum membrane
Molecular function (GO): fatty acid elongase activity
Source: RefSeq, a predicted model, not a curated record